AUGGAGACAUCGUCGAUGCCGGUCUUUAUUUACGGGCCCCUCUGUGCCAAACCUCUGCCGGCCUGGGUUCUGAUUGGCGAUGCGACUCUUGUGGAUGAGAUUUCACAGCUCAUCCAGACCGCCAUAGUCAAAUAUUUCGUCCUCCACAAACUGAACAACUGCAAUUGUCCUGCGCCCGUCAAGAAACAUGGUGCAUCGAUCAAUGGCUAUGUCGUACGGUCAAUGACGCAGUCACAGAGAAGAAACCUCGAAAGUUUCGACGAUGAGACUUACCGAGUCAAAGACGUUCAAGCCGUUCUCACUGCGCCCGCGAAAUCGUGGAAACGCAGAUUCACCCGCAAGUCACCUUCUGAGGAGCUGUGGGACUUGGAAUGGUUCAUUGAAGAGAGGCUGGAAGAUUGGAUUGCGGCCCUUGAAGGAGAGAAGAUGGCGAUGAUGGGAGGCUGUGAAAAUUGA
Molecule: messenger RNA, 456 nt
Organism: Colletotrichum gloeosporioides
Lineage: Eukaryota; Fungi; Ascomycota; Sordariomycetes; Glomerellales; Glomerellaceae
Exons: 2
Coding region: 1-456 (151 amino acids)
Source: RefSeq, a predicted model, not a curated record